This is a messenger RNA of Medicago truncatula (barrel medic), 2106 nucleotides long. RefSeq names its product proline-rich extensin-like protein EPR1. Bases 41 to 1906 code for a protein of 621 amino acids. The record is from RefSeq and is a predicted model, not a curated record. Gene Ontology annotation, cellular component: plasma membrane. Lineage: Eukaryota; Viridiplantae; Streptophyta; Magnoliopsida; Fabales; Fabaceae. The transcript has 2 exons.
UUAUCAACCAAAUCAGUAAAAUCACAAACAUCUUCUUACAAUGGCUGCAGUGUUUUGGGCAUUGGCUUUAGCAAGCCUAUGCUACCCUCUAGCCUCAAUCAAUGCUCAAUCACAUGCAGCUGCACCAUCCAAUUUGCCAAUUACAACUUCACCGUUUGUAGCGAAACAACAACCUGUUGUGGCAGCAAUUUCUCCUACUUCUAACAAACCCACAGCCACGGUCACGGCAGCUGCACCAUCGAAGUUGCCAACCACAAAUCCAUCGGAACCAUCAACACUGCCAUUAUACAAACAACAGCCUAUUGUGGCUGCAACUCCUGCUAGUAAUACAAACAAACAACAGCCUAUUGUGGCAGCAACUCCUGCUAGUAAUACAAACAAACAACCUGCAGCAACUUCUCCUACUUCUAACAAACCCAUAACCACAGUCACGGCAGCUGCACCAUCGAAGUUGCCAACAACGAAUCCAUCUGCACCUUCCACAUUGCCCCUAGACAAACAAAAGCCUAUUGUAGCAGCAACUCCUGCUAGUAGUACAAAGCAACCACCAGCAGCAACCUCUCCUAUUUCUAACAAACCCUCGACCACGAUCUCAGCAGCAGCACCAUCCAAAUUACCAACUAUAAUCCCUGCUGCACCUUCCAAGUUGCCAACGGCAGCUUCACCAACUUCUAGUACACCAUCCGCUGCUAAAAAACCACCUAUUGUCGUAGCAACUUCUCCCUUGUCUAGCAAACAACCAACCACCACUCAACCGCCUACAACUGCAAAAUCAUCCCCUGUAAAAUCACCAGUUCCUAAAGUUACGUCUCCAGCAUCUUCCCCUGUGAAGUCACCAGUCCCCAAAGUCGCGACCCCAACAUCUGCUCCCGUGAAGUCACCAGUUCCAAAAGCUACGACUCCAACAUCUGCUCCUGUGAAACCGCCAGUUCCAAAGGUUGCAACUCCAACGGUUGCACCGGCUAAACCACUGGUUCCCAAAGUUACAACUCCAACAGCUGCACCUGUGAAACCAAUAGUUCCAAAAACUACAACUCCAACAUCUGCUCCUUUGAAACCACCAGUUCCGAAAGCUCCCGCACCAAAACCUUCUCCUGUGAAACCACCAGUUCCAAAAUCAAAACCUCCAACAACUGCUCCUGUCAAAUCACCAGUUCCGGAUCCUCCAAAACUCGCUCCUGUAAAGUUGCCAGUCCCAAAGGUUACACCGGCAUUAAGCCCAAAAACCCCAUCCCCUAAAAUUCAACCACCACCACAUCCACCCAAAAAAGCACCUGUUUCUCUACCACCAUUAUCUAUACCACCUGUUUCACUUCCACCAUUACCAUUACCACCAGCUUCUAAACCACCAAAGGUAUCCCCAGCACCUGCAAAGGUUCCAAAAGCACCAGCACCGGCCAAAGAAGCACCAGCACCAGCACCUACACACAAAAAGAAAGCACCAGCACCCGCACCAGACAAAGAAACACCGGCACCAGCACCUACACACAAAAAGAAGAAAGCACCAAAAUCAUCACCUGUUCCUUCCCCAGCAAUUCUCCCACCAUCACCUGCACCAACACCUGCAAUAGACACACCAUCAUCAGCACCAGCACCAUCGCCUGAAGAUGAUGCGCCAGAACCACCGCCACCCCACAAGCACAAGAGAAGAAAACACAAGCAUAGUAAGCAUAAGAAACAUCACGCACUAGCUCUAGCACCAGAGCCUACAAGUUCAAGUUCAACAAUCAUUAGGAGGAGUCCCCCAGCACCACUGGCUGAUGAUAAUACUACAAUGAGUUCAGAUGAAGGACCGUCACCAGCACCCAGUCCCAGUGCGAAUGGUGCACAAUCUUACCAAGGGCAAUGGAGAAAGAUGUUGGCAACUGGUGGAAUUGCUAUUGCCAUUUUGUUAUGUGUCACUUGAGUAACUGCAGAAGAUGCUCAUAUGACAAAACAUGGAUUCAAGCGAAACGGUUAUUUGGUUUGCAAAAAUAUAAAAUUAUUUCAUAUGUAUGGAAUUGAAUGAUGAACAAUUAUACUCAUAAUAUUUUUCUUAUCCUUUUGUUCUUUCAUUGUAUUGUGGUCUUUGCUCAAGCAAUAAUAGUGAUAUGAGAUUUUGAGUUA